GCUGCUUCGAGCCUCGUGAGCUGCAGAACUUGAGUCUCGGUCCAAAGGAGCCAAGUGAGUGGUUCCUGAGCUGCGAGUUGGGUUUGGCUCAGGGUGCACUGUGUGAGUCCACUGGUUGGGUUCUGCUGUUUCCACCUAAUGUUCAAUGGAAACGCUUCUUUACUGAACUUUGUUUUUGUUCUGGUUCUGACCCACUCUGAGCUCCUCUAGUUCCCACGUUCCUCCUUUUCUCUCUCUGUCUGGACUCCGGCGUCAUCGGACUCUCUAACCCGGUCCAGUCCAGUUGCCUGUGUCCAGCUCUCACGCCAGCCGUCCUUUCUCCUGCUGAGUGUCAUCUUAUUUGCUUGUUAAUCUGAGUGAGCGCUGGAGCUCCUCCCUCCACCUUCUCUCUCUCUCUCUCUCUCUCUCUCUCUCUCUCUCUCAGCAGCAACAGGAGCAGCUCCUCGGCUCCAACACGCAACACAAACUCUUCAGAACCUCAUAAGAAUCUUUCCUUGUUUUUAAGUUCGUUCAAUUUAUCACUUGAAACCUCCAAUCAUGAAGGAAUUCUCCCUGGAAACCUUGCUCCUGUCUUUUGCGCAUUUCUGUCUCUUCUGCGGCUUCUUGGACGGGUCCUGCGCGCAGGACGCCGCCGCGGAUGAGGCGCCCCGGCGCGGGUUGACAUGGCAACACAACGGCCGGCUCUUCAGCAUCCGGAGCGCGCGUGGCCGCGAACGCCCCGUGGUCAUCGUCAGCACCGGAAACGGCACCGUCCCCGGAGCGUCCAGCGGCUCCCCGCGGGUUCCCGCCGCCAGCAGCACCGCGCACCUGCGCGCCAUGACGCGCCCGGAGCGGCCGCCGCCCGGCGCCGCCGCUGCGGCCGCGGGCGGACGGGAGGACGGCAUGGUCGGAGACGACCCGUACGACCCGUACAAGGCCUCCAACUACUACCCCUACUACAACUACUACAACUCGUACUACCGACCCAGAGCCAGGACGCCGGCCCGCCACGGAUACGGCACCGGGUACCACCAGAACGGUCUCCCUGACCUGGUUCCUGACCCGUACUACAUCCAGAUCGCCACCUACGUCCAGAGGCUCCCUAUGUACAACCUGCGCUGUGCUGCUGAGGAGAACUGCCUGGCCUCCUCCGCCGCCUACACUCACGACUACGACACCAGAGUUCUGCUGCGCUUCCCUCAGAGGGUGAAGAACCAAGGCACGGGAGACUUCCUGCCCAGCAAGCCCCGCUACGCCUGGGAGUGGCACAGCUGUCACAACCACUUCCACAGCAUGGACGAGUUCAGUCUGUACGAGCUGCUGGACGCCCACACGCAGAGUCACGUGGCCGAGGGCCACAAGGCCAGCUUCUGCCUGGAGGACACGUCCUGUGACCCGGGGUACUACCGGCGCUACGCCUGCACGUCGCACACACAGGGUUUGAGUCCAGGCUGCUACGACACCUACAACGCCGACAUUGACUGUCAGUGGAUCGACAUCACCGACGUCUCACCUGGAAAAUAUGUCCUCAAGGUGACGGUGAACCCCAGGCAGCAGGUCCCCGAGUCCAACUUCAACAACAACGUGGUGCGAUGCGACGUCCACUACACAGGCUCCGCCGCCCACAUCUCUGGCUGCACCAUGUCCGCGUAAGACAGCGGCGUCCUGCAGAAUACUGAGACCACUUCUGUGACUGGAGCUUAAAGACGAACCCAAAGGGACCAAACGGGUUUUCCCACCAGAACCAAGCUGCAGCUGCAGGCUCUCGUGUGACCGUCAGAACCACAGCAGCUCCAGUCACAUCUCAGGAGUGAAGCUCCGACCUCGAGUGAGCAGGUGCUGCCUCGGGUUGACACAGGCUCCGCUCGUCUUCUACUCAUCUGACAGCUGGAUGGUUCUGGGGACGGAACCUUUGAGCUCUCAUCUGUUUUGAGGAUGUUCACUCACCUGCAUGCUCUUUAAUGUUAAUUUAAUGCUUUUCUUUUGCUAUAGUUAGUCUACAGCUUCCUGUCGGGUUUGUCGUAGGUGCUGUACAGGUUCUGUGACUGUAGACACAGAGCUGGUUGAUGCAGCAGAUCCUCAAGCCCAUCCUGUAAAUGUGUUUCACUGCUUUACGCCACAAUAAUAAAAGGCUGCUUGAACGUU
Molecule: messenger RNA, 2124 nt
Organism: Betta splendens (Siamese fighting fish)
Lineage: Eukaryota; Metazoa; Chordata; Actinopteri; Anabantiformes; Osphronemidae
Product: protein-lysine 6-oxidase-like
Exons: 7
Coding region: 538-1632 (364 amino acids)
Biological process (GO): peptidyl-lysine oxidation
Molecular function (GO): copper ion binding; protein-lysine 6-oxidase activity
Source: RefSeq, a predicted model, not a curated record